Acanthosepion pharaonis is the source of this 1029-nucleotide messenger RNA. The record is from the annotation of a GenBank genome assembly. Lineage: Eukaryota; Metazoa; Mollusca; Cephalopoda; Sepiida; Sepiidae.
AUGAUUCAUGUAAUCAGAAACUUUCUACUUCUUUUCUUUCUUUUCUUUUCUUUUUUCUUUUUUAAUUUUCUUUCAUUCAUCUUUUUUCUUUUUUUCUUUUCCUAUUCUUUCUUUGUUUUUUUCGUUUUUUUCUUUCUUUUCUUUCACCAUUCUUUUAUAUUUGCCUUCCCCCAUAUUUUUCUUUAUCAAAAAAUCCAUUCUUUUAUUUUUCUUUCCUUCCCCAUUCUUUUCUUUCUUUGUCAAUUCUUCUCAAUUCUUUUCUUUCUUUGCCUUCCCUUUUUUUCUUUUUCUUUUUCCAUUCUUUUCUUUCUUUUUUUUAUUUUUUUUUUCUUUUCUUCUUUCUCCAAUUUUUUUUUCUUGCAAUUUUGUCCUUCCCCAUUCUUUUAUUUCUUUAGGACUAACGUUAAUUCUUUUUUUUCUUUGCCUUCCCCCAUUCUUUUCUUUCUUUCCCUUUUAUUUUUUUUCUUUUCUUUCCCUUUUCUUUCUUUCCAUCUAAUAAUUUUCUUUUCUUUGGAUUCUUUUCUUUUUCUUUCUUAUUCUUCCCCCAUUCUUUUCUUUCUUUUCCUUCCCCAUUCUUUUCUUUCUUUGAAACAUUCCAUUCUUUUUUUUCUUUUAAUCCCCAUUCUUUUAAUUUUUGCUUUCCCCCAUUCUUUUCUUUCUUUUGUCUUCCCCAUUCUUUUCUUUAAAUUCUUCCCCCAUUCUUUUCUUUCUUUUCUUUUCCCCCAUUCUUUUUUUUCUUCCCCAUUCUUUACUUUGCUUUCUUUAUUUUUUUCAAAAUCUUUUUUUCCUUUGGUUUUUUUUUUUUUUUUUUUCAAAAUAAGUGAAUUCUUGUUUUCUUUCUUUUGCUUUCUCCAUUCUUUUUUUUUUUUUUCCUUCCAUUUUUUUUUUCUUUCUUUUGUUCAUUCUACUUCUUUUUUUCAUUUCGUGAUUCUUUUCUUUUUUUUUUCCCCAUUGGGAACUUUUUAUCUGGUGAAUUCAUUCUUUUCUUUGUUUGUUUUUUUUCUUUUUUUUUCCUUUUUAUAUCUCUGA